CCAAUGCAGCCAAUCAGAGAGCGGGUCACGGCAGAGGACGGUUUACAGCCGCGGGCGUCAGAAAUUACGAUGCUCACCUCAGGAUGGAAACAGGUACAAUUUACACAGCAGUGAGCUGAGAGAUCUGGCGUUCUGGGAUCAGUUCAGCAUCUCUGAUGAGAUUGAGACCCCCAGAUGGAGGCCGAGACAGGUGAGAUCGUGAGCUUGACGGUCAUCAGGGGUGACGAUGGUCAGCUGGGCUUCAGCGUGCGAGGAGGAUCUGAACACGGACUCGGCGUCUUCAUCAGCAGAGUGCAGAAAAACAGCGCCGCAGAGCUGGCGGGUCUGUGUGUGGGUGAUAAGCUGUUGGAGGUGAACGGUGUGAGUCUGGAGAACAUCAGCAUGAGCAGCGCUGUGAAGGUGCUGACGGGUCACGCUCGUCUCCGUCUGCUCGUCCAGCGGGUGGGACGCGUGCCUGGCCUUCGCUACACUAAUGAGAAAACCACGUGGGUGGAUCUGAUCCAUCGGCGGAUGGUGGUGGAGGAAUCGGACGCUCCCGUCUCGGUGUACAGCUCAGAUGGAGCCCUGUGUCGAACGGUUCACCUGCAUCUCUCUCACCACCAGCCCUGCCUGGGACUCAACAUCCGUGGAGGACGAGAAUACAACCUGGGCAUCUACGUCUCCAAGCUGGAUCCUGGCGGUCUGGCGGAACAGGGCGGAGUUAAGAUGGGGGAUCAGAUCCUGUCGGCCAAUGGUGUGAGCUUUGAGAACAUUAAUCAUUACAGAGCAGUGGAGGUGCUGAAGAGUCAUCCUCAUGUCAUACUGACUAUUAAAGAAGCAGGCAGAUAUCCAGCCUACAAAGAAAUGGUGACAGAACUCAGCUGGAUGAAUAAAGCAGGCAGCGGAACCAUCUAUUCGUCUUCACAAGGCUCGGAGUCUCACUCGUCCACCUCGUCUCUGUCCUCUGGAACGCCCCUGGGCUCCGUGAGCGGUCUCUCUCAAGCGACUCUGCCCGUUAGUUUGCCCUUAGGAGCCAAAAUGUCAGACGUCCGCGGCUCCACUGAGACCCAGUUUCAUCCAGAUUCCACCGACGGUGGCGGUCAGUCGGAGCAGCUGCGGACGCUGAGCCGAGGACCCACUGAACUGCUGCAGGACUCUGUGAUCCGGAGCGAAGAAGAGUUAGGAGAGAGAAGAGUUGAGGGCAGAAAAACAUCUCUGCUAAUGGCUCUCAGCCGACCGAGUCCUCCGAUACGCCGAACACGAAGUCACGUGACUGUGUCAGAGGAGGAAAAGAAACACAAGAGGAAGCAGACAGAAAAAGGAGAAGAUGGAAGCAGGCCACUGCAUCGCUCAAAAACGUUCUUCGGUCUCUUCCGAAAGCGAGAUUCCUCAAGAUCCCGCUCCAGAUCUCCAUCUCGCUCAGAGAGCAGUCUGGGCAGGUGUGAUGCUGGUUUAUCUGAGCGGGAUGCGAUGUCUCAGCUGCGAGAAAUGGCCGUCAGACUGCUGGAGGAUGAAGACGUGGUCGUGCUCAUGGAAAUCUGUAAGCGGUAUUUGUCAGAGCGAGGGCUUACGACACUUGUGCAUCCGCUACUGGCCAUCCUGAACACGCCAGAGAAGCUUCUGCUGCUCCGAGAGAUCAGAUCGCUCGUGUCGUCCAGUGAUCUUCCCCUUUUCAACAGCAUGGUGUCUCUGUUUGAAGAGGAAGCUUAUGAUAUUCUGAAGAGUCGCUCACGCAGAAGUUCUCCUCUCCGCUCUCCUCAGUCAGGCCACGCCCCCCGACGCCACCUCAUCACACCUGUACCAGCGUGUCUUUCUGCCUCAGAUCUGCAUGGUGGAUUUGAGCUUCACGCCGCAGAGGACCUAGAAAGACAGAAUCAACUUGCAGAGGGUCUGGAGCAGCUGCGUCUGUCCUGCUGUCAAGACCAGAACGAGUCCAAAGCCUUCAGCCCGUUACUGGACGUCCCUGUGGACACUUACGGUCAUUCAGACUCAUUAACGUCCUCCAGGACGUCCACGCUCCUUCCCAACUGGCUGCUGGCGGAGAACACGCGUUCAUACUCCGGCCAAACGGCAGAUGACUCUUUCAGCACACAAAGAGGACGAUCUCCUGUGAGGAACGGACAUUCAGAGAGGAGAGCGGGCGAAGAAGAUGUGCUGUUUACUGUAGUGGACGCGCCUCGACACAAGAGGCCGCUGCUCUCACAGGUCUUUGGUUCACUAAAGAAGUCACAUAGUUCAACAGUGUCACCCGCAGGAGAGACUUUAUGUGAGAAACGCACCUGUGACGUCCACACGGAAUCAGAGUUUGAGCUCACCACCGUCCGCAUCAGCAAAACCAAGCAGUCUCUGGGGAUCAGUAUAUCCGGAGGAUCAGAGUCCCGGGUUCAGCCCAUGGUGAAGAUCGAGAGGAUUUUCCCAGGAGGAGCUGCAUCUACUAGUGACGCUCUGCGGGCUGGUUUUGAGCUGGUGUCGGUGGACGGCGUCUCUCUGCAGGAUGUGACCCAUCAGGACGCUGUGGAGAUCAUUCGACAGGCCUUCAGUAAUAAGAACAUCAAUCCCAUGGAGCUCGUGGUCAAAGUUCCCAGAGAGCCCCGAGUCUCAUGACACGUGCCUUACCGUAUGUAUUACACUAUUAUUCAUCAUUCUAGAGUGAAGAACAAACACUGUGACUGAGCGGAUCUCAUGAAAACAAAGCAUCUCUUCGUUCAGAAGCUUCACAGACUCUUAAAGAUUC
Molecule: messenger RNA, 2713 nt
Organism: Labeo rohita (rohu)
Lineage: Eukaryota; Metazoa; Chordata; Actinopteri; Cypriniformes; Cyprinidae
Gene: pdzd7b
Product: PDZ domain containing 7b
Exons: 16
Coding region: 175-2583 (802 amino acids)
Biological process (GO): sensory perception of sound; auditory receptor cell stereocilium organization
Cellular component (GO): stereocilia ankle link complex; stereocilium tip; cilium
Molecular function (GO): protein binding
Source: RefSeq, a predicted model, not a curated record